CUCUCCAGCUCAAUCAUUCUGAGAGCAAAGAAUCCGUCUUGUCCCUUUGCCCCGCGGUUGUGCCAUCCCGUGAUGCCCCGCCUACCUCUGCUCUGCCACAGUGGAGUAUACUACUCUACUCUACUGAGCAGAGUAGAGUACUAGACGACACUAAGCAUAUGAUUCCCUCCCUUCACAAACCCCCAAAACUAAAAAAGCUUUUUCAAGCUGUUCCAUUCACUUCACUCAUCUCAUUAUCAUCAUUCAAAGGUGAGGUGAGUUCUUCAAUAAAGGAAUGCAAAUCUGGUGAUGUUUCUUGAGGGAGAGCAUCUUGUUCUUGCUUGCUUUGCGGUGUCAAGGACGGACCACUGGUUAUCCAUCAGUCGGCCAGAUCGCUGUGCGGACUGCACAAUGUUUUUCUGGUGACCAGUAUCUAUCUCCAUUAACUGUACAAGCUCCUCUCACAUUAACUUUUCUGAGCUCUCAAACUCGACUUUUCCUCCCAGUCCCAGUGUCCAACAACUUCAUUUGCUAAUCGCUUCUGCUCCUGCGCUAGAAUCCCACAGUCACUAUUCUUGGUUCCUCAGCUUCUUGAUCCAGGAAGAAGCUGAAAGAAAUCUUGUAAAAAAUGGGUGACCAUGCUCUGCUCAUCUUGCUGUCGGUGGCGUCCCUGUCAUUGCUGCCGGGAGCCAUGCCGUUGCAGCCCUCACAGGCCUGGUCCCUCUUCAAGCUCCGGCAGCUCCUGGGCGACCCGCCGGUGCUCGGCACCUGGCGUAACUACACCGACUUCUGCUACGGCGGCGACUACAAGACCGCCUCCGCCUUCGUCGAGUGCUACGAGGACAGCGUCACGCAGCUCCACAUCAUGGGCGAGCCCGGCGCGCGCCCGCUCCCCACCACCUUCUCCAUCGACGCCUUCUUCACCACGCUGUCCAGGCUGCCGGACCUCAAGGUGCUCACGCUCACCAACCUCGGCCUCUGGGGGCCACUGCCUGGGGGGAAAAUCUCCCGCCUCCAGAAGCUGGAGAUCGUCAACGUCAGCUCCAAUUACCUCUACGGCGAGCUCCCGCGGGGGCUGUCCCAGCUCGGCAGCCUCCAGACGCUGGUCGCGGACCACAACAUGCUGGGAGGUAAGCUGCCGGGGUGGCUCAAGGACAUGCCGCUGCUGGCGGUCCUCAGCCUCCGGAACAACACGCUGCAGGGGACGCUGCCGGAGUCGCUCAAGGACAUGCCGUCGCUGAGGUCGCUGGUGCUGGCGUCCAACAACCUCUCCGGGAACCUGCCGGAGCUGAGCAACCUCCAGGUGAUUGACAUGGCCAACAACGCGCUAGGGCCCAAGUUCCCGCGGCUGGGGCGGAAGGUGGCCAGCGUGGUGCUCGCCGGCAACAAGUUCAGCGACGGCCUCCCCGCCGACAUGCUCGCCUCGUGCUACCUCCUGGAGCGGCUGGACGUGUCGGGGAACAGGUUCGUGGGGCCUUUCCCGGCGGCGCUGCUGUCGCUGCCGUCCAUGGAGUACCUGAGCAUCGCCGGGAACAGGUUCACCGGGCGGCUCUCGGGCAACGCCUCCUGCGGCGAGAACCUCCGGUUCGUGGACCUCUCGUCGAACCUCCUGACGGGGAGCCUCCCCGGCUGCCUGCUGGCGGCCCCCGGGAAGACGGUACUCUUCUCGGCCAACUGCCUUUCCACCGGCGACGACUCCCAGUCCCAGCACCCGUCGCCUUUCUGCCGGAACCAGGCAUUGGCCGUCGGGAUCGUGCCUGAGCAGGGACGCAAGAAGAGUGGCGCCAAGGCCGGUGUGGUGGCCGUCAUUGUCCUUGUGGGAGCAUUGGUCGUGAGCGCGGCGGUGGUGUUUGUGGUGAGGAAGGCGAGGUUGCCCAAGGCGAGGCCUGCACGGAGACUGGUGGAGCACGCGUCGAGCGCUUACCCUUCGAAUUUGCUGGCCGACGCGCGUUACAUAUCUCAGACGGUGAAGCUGGGGGCUCUUGGCAUUCCGGCAUACAGAUCAUUCUCCUUGGUGGAGCUGGAGGCGGCCACCGAUAACUUCCAGGUGUCUAGCCUCAUGGGGCAAGAUGCUCAUGGCCAGAUGUACCGUGGACGGCUAAGCAAUGGGACCCCGGUGACAAUCAGGUCCCUCAAGGUGAACAAGAGCCAGAGCUUCACCCGCCACAUCGAGAUGAUAUCCAAGCUGAGGCAUCGGCACCUGGUGAGCGCGCUGGGGCACUGCUUCCAGUACAACCUCGACGAUUCCACCGUUACGCACCUCUACCUCGUCUUCGAAUACGUGCACAAUGGCAACCUCAGGGGCAGGAUUUCACAAGGAACGGAAGGCCGGAAGCUGUCGUGGGGCCAAAGAAUAUCGACCGCCAUUGGUGUGGCCAAGGGCAUUCAGUUCCUGCAUGGAGGGAUCAUACCAGGCCUGUUUGCGAAUAACCUCAAGAUCACCAACAUUCUUAUGGACCAGAAUCAGGUCCCCAAAAUCGGCAGCUACAACAUCCCCAUUCUCUCAGAGACCAUGAAAUCAGAGGGAGGAGCUGGAAGCAAGUAUCCACCAGAUAGAAUUUGCAGGGUUCCGAAUGGUGAUAAGAUUGACAUGUACGAUUUUGGUGUGAUACUGCUGGAGGUUAUCUCCGGCAGGCCCAUCAGUUCCCUAUACGAGGUGGAGAUGAUGAAAGAACAGUUGCAAUCGGCGCUGACAGCACAAGGACCCAGCAAGAGGAGCAACUUGGUGGACCCGGCGGUCAGCAAGGCCUGCUCCGACGACUCCAUGAGGACCGUCAUGGAGAUCUGCCUCCGCUGCCUGGCCAAGGAGCCAACGCAGAGGCCCUCAGUGGAGGACGUGCUCUGGAACCUGCAGUUUGCGGCCCAGGUGCAGGAUGACUCACGCAGCAGCGAGGAGUCCCCGCUCUCGCCCUCGCAGCCCCAUGCACAAUCUGCACACGACUGACCCACCCCACCCACCGCUAGGGCUCACAAAAAUACAUUGCCAAGCAUCAUCAUGGAUUCAUGGCUCAAGGCAAGGAUACAAGUGUACAGCAGCUCAAGCUGGACCCCGUGAUGCAUAUAGAGUACUACAGUUUUCACCAAGACGCCACUGGAUAUGAUGAGUUUUCAACUUCUCAAAUUAAGUAGAACCAACCUUUAAUGCACUCCCAUAAAACCAUUAUAUGUUCCCACAGUGUCCUGAAAUUUCCACUUUCUCUAGUCUAGAAAUACAAAUUUGUAUGGUUUUUGAGAACUAGAUAUUGUAAUAUUCCAAUGCAUAUUGUAUCUAAAAAAUAAUGCUGCUA
Molecule: messenger RNA, 3266 nt
Organism: Triticum aestivum (bread wheat)
Lineage: Eukaryota; Viridiplantae; Streptophyta; Magnoliopsida; Poales; Poaceae
Product: probable inactive leucine-rich repeat receptor-like protein kinase At3g03770
Exons: 9
Coding region: 608-2923 (771 amino acids)
Biological process (GO): protein phosphorylation
Molecular function (GO): protein kinase activity; ATP binding; receptor serine/threonine kinase binding
Source: RefSeq, a predicted model, not a curated record